ACCCAACUCUGCUCUUUUCCUCUCUCCCUCUGUUUCAAUUUACCUCCCAUUUUUUUUUUUGCCCCUAGAGAGAAAAAAGCAGGACACCCCAGCUGGGUUUCCUUUGUCCCUCUCAAGCAAAAGGAAGCAUAUAAUAAAGUGGCAGAGAAAGAAUAUAGCAAAAAGGUCAUUGCUUUGGUGGAGCUAACUAAUUAAGAGGGUGGAAAGCUUGCUGCUUUGGGCUGCUGAUGUUAUCAUGGGUUUGAGGCUUGUAAUGUGGAAUGUGGUAGCCCUGCUGCUGCUCUUGUGUUCUUGUUUCUCUUCUGUUAAAGCCUCUGUUUCUUAUGAUUCCAAGUCUAUUGUCAUCAAUGGCCAGAGGAGGAUCCUCAUUUCUGGAUCUAUUCACUACCCAAGAAGCACCCCUGAGAUGUGGCCAGAUCUUAUUCAGAAAGCCAAGAAAGGAGGCUUGGAUGUGAUUCAGACUUAUGUUUUCUGGAAUGGGCAUGAACCUUCACCUGGCAAAUACUAUUUUGGGGACAACUAUGAUCUGGUCAAAUUUAUCAAGCUGGUACAGCAGGCAGGCCUUUAUGUUCAUCUCAGGAUUGGUCCUUAUGUUUGUGCAGAGUGGAACUUUGGGGGGUUUCCUGUUUGGCUGAAGUACAUUCCUGGUAUCCAAUUCAGAACAGAUAAUGGACCUUUCAAGGAUCAAAUGCAAAGAUUCACUACAAAGAUUGUAAACAUGAUGAAAGCAGAAAGGUUGUUUGAGUCUCACGGUGGUCCAAUCAUUCUAUCCCAGAUUGAAAAUGAGUAUGGACCCAUGGAAUACGAAAUUGGUGCACCAGGUAAAGCCUACACUGACUGGGCAGCUCAAAUGGCUGUGGGACUAAACACUGGUGUCCCCUGGGUCAUGUGCAAACAAGAUGAUGCCCCUGAUCCUGUUAUUAACGCUUGCAAUGGCUUCUAUUGUGACUACUUCUCUCCAAACAAGGCUUAUAAACCAAAGAUGUGGACUGAAGCCUGGACUGGAUGGUUUACUGAGUUUGGAGGUGCAGUUCCUUACCGACCAGCUGAGGAUUUGGCAUUUUCAGUUGCGAAGUUUAUACAAAAGGGUGGAUCAUUCAUCAACUAUUAUAUGUACCAUGGAGGAACAAAUUUUGGGCGAACUGCUGGUGGUCCUUUCAUCGCUACCAGUUAUGAUUACGAUGCUCCUCUGGAUGAAUAUGGACUGUUGAGGCAACCUAAAUGGGGCCAUUUGAAAGAUUUGCAUAGAGCAAUAAAGUUGUGCGAACCAGCUCUAGUUUCUAGUGAUCCUACUGUAACACCCCUUGGACGUUAUCAAGAGGCUCAUGUAUUCAAAUCAAAUUCUGGAGCUUGUGCCGCAUUUCUUGCAAAUUACAACCAAAGAUCAUUUGCAAAAGUGGCAUUCGGGAACAUGCAUUACAACCUGCCUCCUUGGUCUAUUAGCAUUCUUCCUGACUGCAAGAACACAGUUUAUAAUACUGCAAGGAUUGGUGCGCAAAGUGCACGGAUGAAGAUGCCCCGUGUUCCUAUUCAUGGAGGAUUCUCUUGGCAGGCUUACAAUGACGAAAGUGCCACGUAUAGUGACACUUCAUUUACCACAGCCGGAUUAUUGGAGCAGAUAAAUACCACUAGAGAUGCCACUGAUUAUUUGUGGUACAUGACAGAUGUUGAGAUUGAUCCCAAUGAGUACUUUUUAAGAAGUGGAAAUUAUCCUGUACUCACAGUCUUAUCAGCUGGUCAUAUUUUGCGUGUUUUCAUCAACGGUCAACUUGCAGGAACUGCUUAUGGAAGUUUAGAAACCCCAAAACUAACAUUUAAUCAAGGUGUGAAUUUGAGAGCUGGUAGCAACCAAAUUGCUCUUCUCAGCAUCGCUGUUGGUCUGCCGAACGUUGGGCCACAUUUUGAGACAUGGAAUGCUGGCAUUCUUGGCCCAGUCAUAUUAAAUGGUCUUAAUGAGGGAAGGAGGGACUUGUCAUGGCAGAAAUGGUCUUAUAAGAUUGGGCUUAAAGGAGAAGCUUUGAGUCUUCAUUCGCUGAGUGGCAGUUCCUCAGUAGAGUGGACUCAGGGGUCUUUUGUGGCACAAAGGCAGCCUCUUACAUGGUACAAAACGACUUUCAAUAGACCAGCUGGAAAUUCGCCAUUGGCUUUAGAUAUGGGCAGCAUGGGCAAAGGCCAAGUAUGGAUAAAUGGCCAGAGUAUUGGCCGUUAUUGGCCUGCUUAUAAAGCAUCUGGUACUUGUGGCGAAUGUAACUACGCCGGAACAUUUAGUGAGAAGAAAUGCUUAAGUAACUGUGGGGAGGCUUCCCAGAGAUGGUAUCAUGUUCCUCGUUCAUGGCUGAACCCAGCAGGCAAUUUGUUGGUUGUGUUAGAAGAGUGGGGUGGCGAUCCAAAUGGGAUAUUUUUGGUCAGAAGGGAAGUAGAUAGUAUAUGUGCUGAUAUUUAUGAGUGGCAACCAAAUCUUAUGAGUUGGCAGAUGCAAGUCUCAGGAAGGGUCAAUAAACCUCUAAGGCCUAAAGCUCAUUUGUCAUGUGGCCCUGGGCAGAAAAUCUCAUCAAUAAAGUUUGCUAGCUUCGGAACGCCAAUAGGGGUUUGUGGAAGCUUCCGGGAAGGGGGCUGUCAUGCUCACAAGUCUUAUGAUGCUUUUCAGAGGAGUUGCAUUGGACAGAACUCAUGCUCAGUUACUGUAUCACCUGAGAAUUUUGGAGGGGAUCCAUGUCCAAAUGUCAUGAAGAAACUCUCUGUGGAGGCCAUUUGCAGCUAAUGGUUCCGAGUCUCAAAUACACGAAUGGAGGUCCUAAUAUUGAUUUCUUCACACUGUUACAACACAGCAAUUUCGGUUAAUUAUCAUUCGGUAAGCUAAAAUCUACGCACAAGAUCAGCGCAACCAUUCAAUUUUGGCUUCUCCUAGGUGAAGUUGUACAAAUAUACAACACACCACAUGGUUGAAAGCCUAUAAGAGAUUGUGAUGAUUGUGGGAGAGUCUGGAUAUAAGCUUUAUGUACAUACUAUCCUCUGAUUCAAUGGUUCCAUGCAAGCUACAAAAGAUGUGGAAUCAAAGCGUGGUGGAUCGGAAGCACAUCGAGAUGAUACUAAUUUUGAGUCCAUGUGCAACUGCUUAGUUAGUAUGGAAGCAUCUGGUUUCCAAGUAAUUUAAAUACUUCAAUUUCGAGUUGAGAAGCAAUUGCUUCAUUGCUUUAUUAUUA
Rosa chinensis is the source of this 3203-nucleotide messenger RNA. RefSeq names its product beta-galactosidase 1. Gene Ontology annotation, molecular function: carbohydrate binding; beta-galactosidase activity. Bases 236 to 2761 code for a protein of 841 amino acids. Gene Ontology annotation, biological process: carbohydrate metabolic process. Gene Ontology annotation, cellular component: cell wall; vacuole. The record is from RefSeq and is a predicted model, not a curated record. The transcript has 19 exons. NCBI's taxonomy places the organism in Eukaryota, Viridiplantae, Streptophyta, Magnoliopsida, Rosales, Rosaceae.